CUUGAAAAUUAGACGAGAAAUGAUGAGCCCAGUUUUAUCUAAAGCAGCUGCGUUAGAUCCUAGAUUUCACGAACUAAAAUUCAUAUCCGAUGAGCAAAAAACUUUGAUUUGGGAAGAACUUGAAACUGAAAUUUGUGAAAUAAAUCCACAGAGCCAGGAAAUUAUAAAUGAUCAAAAUAAAGCAAAUGAAAUAGAAAAUGUUAUUAGCUCGGAUGAAGAUAAUCCACCUCCCAAAAAAAUGCGUUCAUUAAUGGCUGAUAGCGAUGAUGAAGACGAAUAUUCGAUUGGUUUUGAAACUCUGAUGACAGCAUCAAGGCAACUACAAAACUACAAGAAUAUGACUACAAAAUGUCAUCGAGAUGAAGAUCCACUUAAAUGGUGGAAAGAAAAUUCAAAUUUAUAUCCAGAAGUUUCAAAAUUAGCAAAAAAAUACUUGUCGAUAGUCGCGACUAGUGUCCCAUGUGAACGUCUGUUUAGUGAGGCUGGCAAUAUAACUUCAAAGAAAAGAAGUAGUCUAUCUCCAGACCGAGUUAACAAUCUUCUCUUUUUGAACUCUUAUUAUAAAUCCACUAAGACAUCAGACCACACUUUGGAUGCAGCUAUCGGGUUUGAACUUUGAACAGGGCCGGCGCAAGAAGUAUUGGCGCCCUGGGCGAAACCAUGUUUUGGCGCCCUUACCCCCUCACACCUAGUUUGAGUAGUAAU
Molecule: messenger RNA, 705 nt
Organism: Sipha flava (yellow sugarcane aphid)
Lineage: Eukaryota; Metazoa; Arthropoda; Insecta; Hemiptera; Aphididae
Product: zinc finger BED domain-containing protein 1-like
Exons: 2
Coding region: 20-619 (199 amino acids)
Molecular function (GO): protein dimerization activity
Source: RefSeq, a predicted model, not a curated record